CAAAUUAUCUAAGAAAUACGGAAGUAGGGAUUUUUAAAUAUGCUUAAUUGGUAACCGUCAAAAAGACAAACAAUCACUGCUUUAAAGAAGUCCAAAUUAUAAUAAAAUAUUCCAUUUCACCCUUUUAUAAUUAAAAAUUUGUGUACCAUAUUUUUCCAGUGUGUAUGUUUCAAACUUUACAAGACUGCACGUUCUUAUUUAUUUCGGCUCGUAUUUACGAAUUGCUGCACCCACGUAACCUCUCGUCAUUUCAUGUGUUGGAGCUAUGACACUUGCACAGAACACGUUGUUAAGAUCUACUGCUAGGAUACAUCCCUGAUUACGAACAUCCAAACACACUGCGACGAGUACACAAUCCAGUCCAACCACACUCUUGCCUAAUUUAGAUAAGGAGUCAUGCAUAUCUUCAGUGCUUCGUAAGGCAUCGAGAUGGCUGCUACCCACCGGGAAACCGAGCCUAUGCUGCAGCCAAGGGUCAGAUCCGCGGGAUAUGAAACUUUCGAAGAGCCGAAGUUUUAUCUUUCUUCUACAAGUGGACCAGAGUCGGAAGAAAGUGAUUCGAAGAGACUGCUAGAGAUUACUGCUGCGGAUUACACAAGUUCAGAGGAUGCGACUUCCUGUCUGCGAGACGCCUGCAAGGGCGUCAGGACGCACCCAGCAAGACUUUGUGUGUCCCGCUGUAUCGUGCUGCUGUGUCUGGUGCUCCUAUUUUGGGGAAACAUGUUCAUCAUGGCGGGAAAUGCAGCGGGCCCAGAGGGACAGCUUUUCAGAAUUGGUGUCCUUGGUAUUGCGGCGCACCUAACCGGCGCUGUCUUGCACCCCAUCGGAGUGCCUCCACUCUUUGGCAUGCUGGUGAUGGGCAUCGUGCUCCGAAACACGGGGUCCGUGGAACUCACGGGCCCUUACGAAAUCCUAGCAGCUGACAUCAGAAAGGUCGCCUUGGUGAUCAUCCUAAUCCGAGCGGGCCUUGGGCUAGAUCCAACGGCCCUAAGGAGAAUGGUUGGCAUGGUGGUCAGGUUGGCAGUGUUACCUUCGCUGGCAGAAGCCUUAUCGACAGCUGUGAUGUCGCACUUCCUGCUCGGCUUGCCUUGGGUUUGGGGCAUUUUGCUCGGAGCAGUGAUGGCAGCCGUAUCACCAGCAGUGGUGAUUCCAUGUCUCUUCAGUCUGCAGGACAGAGGUUACGGAAAAUCAAAGGGAAUACCGACACUGGUGAUCGCGGCUGCAACGUUUGAUGACGUCAUAGCUGUCUCUGCUUUUAGCGUUGUGCUGAACGUCAUAUUUUCCACAGAUAACCUGACAAAGUCAAUAAUACAAGGGCCCUUAGGACUGAUCUUUGGUUUCCUGUUGGGAAUUUUAUGGGGAUUGCUGAUUCGCUACAUUCCAGAGAGACAAGAUCGCUUCCUGGUAAUCCUGAGGACACUGCUGCUGGGUGGAGGCGGCCUACUGCUACUUUUCGGCAGUGAGGCUGUCGGCUUCGCCGGAGCAGGUCCCCUGGGCUGCGUUGUGACAGCAUUCGUGGCGAACUGGGGUUGGAAAGCCCAAGGAUGGACCGAUGAAACUAAUCCUGUGUCAGAGAACUUCGCAGUCCUGUGGACCAUCUUCUACCCGUUUCUGUUCGGUUUAAUAGGCAAUGAAAUCGAUUUAUAUUUCCUGGAUCUUAAAAUCGUCGGACUCGGGAUCGCAUGCCUAGCAGUGUCGCUUACGGCGAGAAUAUUAAUUUCCGUCGUUGCAGCAUCUGGCGGUAAACUGAACUUGAAGGAGAAGCUGUUUGUUUCAUUGGCCUGGUUUCCCAAAGCAACUGUACAGGCCGCCAUUGGACCAGUUGCCCUUGAUACUGCGAGGAAAGUUCACUCAGCGGAAGCCGAGAUGUCCGCGAGUAUAGUGUUGAUUGUUGUUGUGCUGGCAAUCCUGAUCACGGCACCUGUUGGAGCCACCCUCAUCACAGUGCUCGGGCCCAGGUUGCUGCAACAUGAAGCCACACCCACACAAGAGGCUAGUUCUUCAGAGCGACCAGAUCCUGGCCCAUCAGGCCGCCGAAUUCCGUUAAAGUAAAAGUAUCCUGUACUUAAUCAAUUAAACGCCACAUCAUGAAUACCUAAAGGGAAGUGGAGGUGUAGCUUCGUCAUCUAGAUGAAGGUGAGUGGUCAGCUUCACGCCUCGGUCGGUUUAUUCCCUAAAAAACAUCCCCCAUUACCAAUUCUAUAGCAGGCUGUCUGGGCUAGUCUGAAAAUACGGAAGAAAGGAAACUCUUUUUCUCCUGUGCUGUGUCCCGAGUUCAUUACCUGAGGAAAACUUGCGGUUUAUAAAGCAUACAGGACAUUUAUAGUUGCAUUUACGCUUAAGUUACGGGACACUGUAGCUUAGUUGGUUGAGGCAUUAUGCUACAAGCCGGAAGGUCGCGGUUCAAGUUCCGUUGA
Messenger RNA from Cryptotermes secundus, 2417 nucleotides. Its product is annotated as sodium/hydrogen exchanger 9B2. Gene Ontology annotation, cellular component: membrane. The coding region runs from base 430 to 2052 and encodes 540 amino acids. Lineage: Eukaryota; Metazoa; Arthropoda; Insecta; Blattodea; Kalotermitidae. Gene Ontology annotation, molecular function: antiporter activity. Gene Ontology annotation, biological process: proton transmembrane transport. The record is from RefSeq and is a predicted model, not a curated record. The transcript has 9 exons.